AUGCACAACAUAAUAACUGAUGAGCUACUACCUGAUUCCAGCAAGUAUCAAAGACUAUUAGGGAAGCUUCUUUAUCUGACUGUCACAAGACCAGACAUAGCCUUCAGUGUACAGAUACUGAGUCAGUUCAUGCAAAAACCCAAAAGAUCUCAUAUGGAGGCUGCACAGAGAGAAGUCAGAUAUGUGAAGAACCAGCCUGGACAAGAUAUUGGAAUACCUGUUGCUCUUCCUGUAACCAUUCACGCUGAUAGUAAAACAACAAUUCAGAUAGCUGCAAAUCCAGUAUUCCAUGAACGUACCAAACAUAUUGAGAUUGAUUGUCAUUUUAUAAGAGAGAAAAUACAAAAUGAACUGGUGAAGACAGAGUAUGUGGCCACAAAGGAACAACUUGCAGAUGUUCAAACAAAAGGCUUGACUAGAGUACAUCAUGAGUACUUGAUGUCCAAGCUAGGUGUUCUUGAUAUUUUUAUAUCACCUAGCCUGAGGGGGAGUGUUGAGGAAAGAGGAGUGACUUAA
Messenger RNA from Nicotiana tabacum (common tobacco), 516 nucleotides. NCBI's taxonomy places the organism in Eukaryota, Viridiplantae, Streptophyta, Magnoliopsida, Solanales, Solanaceae. The record is from RefSeq and is a predicted model, not a curated record.